CUGGUUUCUCUUCAGCAUCUCGGAGGGGAGCGCACAGUCGGGCAGACGGGAGAUCAGCGGCGGGGAGGAAACACACUUCAGGAAUCCGCGACGCGCAAUUAUGCUUUUGUGAAUUUGACGGAGGAUUACAUCAACACCAGCACAAAGAGAAAACAAAUGUCAGCUAGUCCAAGCACUGCACAGAAGGAACCAAAUUCCCACACAAGCAUGGCAGACCAGAAAGACAACAUAGAUGACUUUAAAGUUCAGACAGCCAAGCACCCUAACUUGGGCUCGGCCCCUUUACGGCCACACAGUGAACAGUCUAAAGACCGGAUGUCCAAAAGGCUUUCUACUGACUCUAAUGGGACCAGUGACGGAGGGGUGGGCUCGUCCACACCGGUGGAGGUGACCGCUUUAGAGGAGUCGUUUCGCCGCUUCGCCAUCCACGGUGAUACUCGCGCUACAGGCAAGGACUUGCACGGCAAGAACUGGUCCAAGCUCUGCAAGGACUGUGGCGUGAUCGACGGUAAAAACAUCACCCUCACUGAUGUGGACAUCGUCUUCAGCAAAGUCAAGAAGAAAUCCUGUCGCACCAUCACAUACGACGAGUUCAGGGCUGCACUUGCUGAGCUGGCAAGAAAGAAAUACAAAGAAAAGACUGGAGAGGAGGCCGAGGCCGAGGUCUUCAAGCUGAUUGAGGGAAAGACGCCCGUCAUUGCAGGAGUCACGAGGGCCGUGGCUUCCCCGACGGUGAGCCGUCUGACGGACCCAACCAAGUUCACAGGGUCACACAAGGAGCGUUUUGACGACACUGGCCGCGGGAAGGGUAAGGCUGGACGAGUGGACGUGGUUGACACUUCUGGAUACGUCUCGGGGUAUAAACAUCGAGGAACGUACGAAAAGAAAUUGAAUAAACUCGCUUAGGGCAAACCCAUGUGAGGGCGGGUAAGGAAAUAAACAUUUGGACAACUACUAGGAUAAUUUUCUAUUAAAAGAGUACUCAAGGAAAGCACAAAAGAAUAGGAUUUCAUAUUAUAUAGGAUUUCCCCAGCCAUCUAUUUUGUGUGUGCGUGUGUCUGUGUGCGUGUAGAAGAGUCGUUUUUGAGUUCCUCUCUUUGAGAAGUGUGAGAACUGGAAAACUGUUUACAUCUAUUUUUACAAUGUCAUCACCAGCUGGUACAUUCCUGUCUGAUCGCAAGUUACUGCCAAACACUGAAGAGAACAAACGAGAGAAACUUACGCUAUGAAUAUUAAAGAUUUGUUUCAUGAUAGGGCCUUAUAAUAUUUAUUGAGCACAGUGAACAACAAGCCAAGAAAAACAAAAGAAAAGUGGGACAACAGUUGAACGAAUUAACAUUGCACUUUUUAAUGGAGAUUUUUCUAUUCCCCUAUUUAGCUAAAGAAAUGCAUUUUGUAUUUGUUGUGCAUCGUUUCAAUGGGAAUUGGCACACUUUUGACAGAGAUAUUAUCAAUGUUGAAUUAUUUUGAAAACUUAAAUUGUUCCAUCUGUGUUAAUUGUCAGUCUGCCAUCCCCACUUGUCAACUGUUAUUAAGUCUUAAAAAUAACCUGCUGUUCAUUUUUUUUUUUUUAGAAGCUCACACUGUUAUUUGUAUUAUUUGCCUUCAGCUCAAACCAAGAAAAUAUCUUAAGAAUUUUGAAAACUAGUUUUUUUGCUUAGAUAAAAAGUAGUUAACUGUUAGACUGAAACAUUUUGGACUUUUGCCAUAUCCUCUUACUUUUGUGACUAUGUUAAACAUAUAAACUCCUUCCAUGCAAACCUUUUUAAAUAUGCCUGAUUAUAACACUUCAAUAAAAAAAUCUAAAGUAAUCUAAGAUAAUAUAUUUCCUCUUUCGCCAACAUGCAUUUUGAAUUUGAAAUUAGUGAAUUCAGUUUAAGAAGCUCUUACCACAUUAGAUGAGCUCAGUUGUACAAGAUUGUAUUUUUAACAUUUUACUUAUAUUUCCUCAUUAGAUUUCUAUACAUUAGUUCUAAUAUAUUUGUGGUAAGAUUGUGUAUUCUAAAAGUUUUAGCCACAUGGCUUAAUUUAUGACACAACUACAUAUGUUGUUGUUUUCUGUAUUGCUGUACUUUGUGCAUGUUUAUGUAUAUUGCAUUUGAUUCAGAAGCAUAUAGACGAGCAGGAGUUUGUCAUAUCUUAUUGCUGUGAGGACAGACUACUGGACAGACUUCAAUAUUUUACUGCUAAAAAAUACUAAGUGAUGUGAAAUUGUGGGAUUAUGAUAAAAUAUUGUAUUGCUUUGAAAUCAAUAUGUAUCAACUUGUACAUACAAAGUCAGCUACACUCCAACGUUAAUAUAUUUGUCUGUUGGUAAAGAUUAGGAGUACCCAUUAUGUGCGGUACUGUCAUCCAAGGCACAAAAUCAACUGAAAACAAAAGUAGGGUUCUACUGUUGUAUCCUUAUGUGAUAUAUGAGAUGAAAGGGAAAUAGCAAACAGGUGACAUACUUUUGUAGAAUAUUUUUCCAACAUAGUGACAGUGUUUUGGUCACACACUACCUGUAGCCUCAGCUAAUGAAGAAUCAUGCAUUAAAACUAGCAGCUAUUACUGUGUUAGUUGUGUCUGCUGCAGUAGCUUGACCUGUUUUCUGUGCUUUAUGCCAAAUACUGUGCACCUUUAAUGUCUUUUGUAUUUUGCAAAUAACUUUUAAUGUACUAUUGUGCCCUGGUGCAUGCAGUGUGUUCUUGUUCUUUAGACCUCUUAAUGUGUGUUCAUGAUUUGUAGUGCAUUACUUAAAAUAAAAACCAACCCCAGAACCUCUGCUAAGCAUGUUUCAGGGUGUCAGUCAAAA
This is a messenger RNA of Trematomus bernacchii (emerald rockcod), 2794 nucleotides long. RefSeq names its product tubulin polymerization-promoting protein. Gene Ontology annotation, molecular function: tubulin binding. The transcript has 5 exons. Gene Ontology annotation, cellular component: microtubule. Gene Ontology annotation, biological process: microtubule polymerization; positive regulation of protein polymerization; microtubule bundle formation. Bases 157 to 906 code for a protein of 249 amino acids. The record is from RefSeq and is a predicted model, not a curated record. Lineage: Eukaryota; Metazoa; Chordata; Actinopteri; Perciformes; Nototheniidae.